This is a messenger RNA of Yamadazyma tenuis ATCC 10573, 803 nucleotides long. RefSeq lists its product as uncharacterized. The record is from RefSeq and is a predicted model, not a curated record. Gene Ontology annotation, molecular function: mRNA binding. NCBI's taxonomy places the organism in Eukaryota, Fungi, Ascomycota, Pichiomycetes, Serinales, Debaryomycetaceae. Gene Ontology annotation, cellular component: mRNA cleavage and polyadenylation specificity factor complex.
AUCUACUGGUCACAUAUUGACAACUACACAAAUGGAAAAAUCCACCGUGUAUGUGGGAAAUAUCCCUUAUGACUACACAGAAGAGCAGGUGUUAGAGAUUGCACUGUCUGUUGGUCCUGUUGACGACUUGAGGUUGCUCUUCGAUCCCGUUAGUGGUAAAUCUAAAGGGUACGCAUUUGUCAAAUAUAGUGAUAGGGAAACUGCAGCUUCAGCUGUUCGAAACUUGAACAAUCACUCGAUUGGAAACAGAAACCUCAAGUGUUCGUUAUCCAAUGAAACCAGCCAAUUCGAAACCGGAAUUGAAAAUGAAGAGUUGCCUCCUCUCCCUUUGGGCGUCCAGAUCUUUCCCAACCAAACUACUGGACAGGUCAUAUCGAGUAUCUUGUCAACGUUGGAUGAACAGACUGCUCUGCAGAUCCUCAAAGAAGCUAAGGACAUGAGCUCGACCAAUCCUAUAAUGAUGGAGAGAUUACUAGAAAAGUGUCCUCAGUUGGCACAUGCUUUGGCAGAGACUGCCAUUCUCUUAAAUGUGACCACUCCCGAGACGGUAGAGAUAUGCAUAAACCGGAAAAAGAGGCCCAUUUUCCAGCUUUCUCCCGAACAAAUAAAUACCUUAAGGGCUGUUAAACAGCUUAAAGACGACGAUAUUCAAGACUUAGAGAAAUCUAAACAAGAGAUUAUGAUAAAAUUGAAAACCGAAAUAAACAGUGACUCUUUCGGGCCUAUAUGAUUCACCGCAUGGUUCAAUUCGACAUUCUGUACAUUAGUUAGACUCAUAUAAUAAAUCAUCUCCGUUUCCCAUC